Megalobrama amblycephala (Wuchang bream) is the source of this 1211-nucleotide messenger RNA. It is a transcript of the gene prkra, whose product is annotated as protein kinase, interferon-inducible double stranded RNA dependent activator. Lineage: Eukaryota; Metazoa; Chordata; Actinopteri; Cypriniformes; Xenocyprididae. The record is from RefSeq and is a predicted model, not a curated record. Bases 68 to 1009 code for a protein of 313 amino acids. The transcript has 8 exons.
GUAUAGAGGAAUCCUAUUGGCCAGUGCUUUUGCCAAUUCACGUAGAAGCGGCAUCCGGAUAGCAAUAAUGGCUGAUUCUCAUUCGCUCUUUGCGUUUUGUUCUGACGAGGUAGUAACAAGAUAUUGUUCCAACGUUAGUCCCAGUGUCAACAUGGCUCAGCAGCAGCGCGUCUGCUGUCAGGAUAAAACACCCAUCCAGAUCCUGCACGAGUAUGGCAUCAAAAUCGGCAGCGCGCCCGAGUACGAGCUCAUUCACUCUGACGGAGACGCGCACGAGCCUUCUUUCAUGUUCAAUGUCACUAUAGGAGACGUGACAUGCAAAGGUCAAGGAUCCACUAAAAAGGCGGCUAAACAUGAAGCUGCAGAAGGCGCCUUAAAAUUAUUGAAGCGAGACACCCAGCUAAAUGAUCAGAGAGACAACAAUGGCCUUUCUCCUGAAGCUGGUGACGCAUCCAAUCCUGUGGGAAUACUGCAGGAGCUGGCCAUGCAGAGGGUGUGGUGUCUGCCGGAGUAUGUGGUGUGUAUGGAGUCGGGGCCUGAUCACAUGAAAGAGUUCACCAUUACGUGCCGCCUGGAAGGACUGGAGGAGACAGGGACCGGCAGCUCCAAAAAGCUGGCCAGACGAGCAGCAGCCGAACGCAUGCUGGGAAAACUGCAGAGUUUGUCCGGAUCUCCCGAUAUCACAUGGACCCCACCUUCUCGUGUGUAUGUGGAAAGCUUUCGGCAUUCGACGGGGGAGAAGAUUUCUCUCCUGAGGAGGACACCUCUCAGCAUCCCAAACACAGACUACAUUCAGAUGCUCCUGGAGGUCUCUCUGGAGCUGGGCUUUCAGGUCGCCUACAUAGAUAUCGAUGAGCUGACAGUGAACGGGCAGUACCAGUGUAUGGUGGAACUGUCCACCAGGCCAGUGACGGUGUGCCACGGCACUGGGAUGACCAGCAGUAAUGCCCACAACGCCGCAGCACACAAUGCCCUGCAGUACAUCAAGAUGGUCGCUAAUAAACACUAAUAACAGGUCUGGGACUGCCGUGCACAUUAUGUUGCUGAUGCUGAACUUGGAUCCUAGAGCAGACCUGCACGUUCUGAUCCCUGAAGCAGCUGUGGAGCGAUUGACCCGGGCCUGUUUCACACGAGCACUGUCAGCCAACUGACACAUUCUGCUGUAAGAGAUGUGGCUCUAUGCAGAAAAUAAAUUCAUUUUUAGGUCACAA